GGAGCAGGAGGGCCACCCGGUCAGCCUGGACAACCCGGCAACGAUGGUACACCAAGUCCACCUGGAGCUCCCGGUCCAGCUGGUUCAAAGGGAGCGCCUGGAGCACCUGGUAAGGAUGGACAACCCGGCGCAGCUGGAGCGCCUGGCGCUCCAGGUGUUGGAAAUACACCAAUACCUGGACAGCCUGGAGGGGCUGGAUCCGACGGACCUCAGGGUGCACCUGGUCAAGAUGGAAAAGAUGGACCUAACCACGGAAUAGGACCAGCAGGACCUAGAGGACCACCUGGACCUCCUGGUCCUCCUGGAGGUGAUGGAACCCCUGGUACUCCUGGAGUUGCAGGAAAGGAUGGAGCUCACGGAGAGCGUGGUAUUUGUCCCAAAUACUGCGCCCUUGAUGGCGGAGUGUUCUUUGAUGAUGGAACUAGACGUUAA
Messenger RNA from Strongylus vulgaris, 432 nucleotides. The record is from the annotation of a GenBank genome assembly. NCBI's taxonomy places the organism in Eukaryota, Metazoa, Nematoda, Chromadorea, Rhabditida, Strongylidae.